This is a messenger RNA of Perkinsus marinus ATCC 50983, 864 nucleotides long. Its product is annotated as WD-repeat protein, putative. The record is from RefSeq and is a predicted model, not a curated record. NCBI's taxonomy places the organism in Eukaryota, Perkinsozoa, Perkinsida, Perkinsidae. The coding region runs from base 1 to 864 and encodes 287 amino acids. Gene Ontology annotation, molecular function: protein binding. The transcript has 9 exons.
AUGAAAGGUUCGUGGAGUUUAUACACAUCUGAGGGUCAUCGCAAGCUCUUCGGGCAGCGCGACUCGGACACUUCGGUCUUGGCACUUGCUGGACGCGAGGACACUGUGGUUACUGGUAGUCGGGAUGGACUGGUUCGAUUUUAUGCUCUCGAUGAGAGCAGCAAGUCUCCGGCGCUCGUUUCGAGCGCAAACAAUGGAAUUAAAGGAGGAGUCGCACCGGUGACAGCACUCACAAUCUCUUCUGACGGAAGCAUAGUCGUUGCUGGCGAUGCUGGUGGACUCCUCGCGCUAUAUAAUGUUCCCUCUGAGUCGUCCCGUGACGUUGCCGGUCCGCGGGUAGUCUUUGCCGAUCACCACAUGGAGGGUUGCGGUGUUACGAGGCUGGUGAAGGUCGACACAGAAACUGUUAUGUCAGCGUCUUUGGACAGCACUCUUGCGCUAUGGGAUAUCUUGGCUGCCAAGCGUCAUGCAGUUCUUCCUUGCGGGAGGGCGGCAACUGCUAUGGCCAUCUCAUCAAACAGAUCAGGAGUUUGUACAGGCCACGAUGAUGGCCGUGUUGCAUAUUGGGAUUUACGCUCUUCCAAGGAUGAGCUUGAACUCACUCAGCAGUACAGAACCCAUGAGCGUUCAAUAACAGGGGUUUCGUGGAACCCGACGAGUGACUAUCUAGUGGCCACGAGCUCUCUCGACGGGACCGUCAGGCUCUAUGACUCACGAUCGGCUCGAUUGCCGCUACAGAGAUGCGACCUGCCUCAAGACAUCGCGGUGACCGGCUGCACUUGGUGCAAUGACAAGGUUAUCCUCUCCUCGGGUUCGGAUGGUAAGGUCCGAACUCAUAUGAUCAAGCCUUCGCUAGUUGAGUGA